GCACAAAUCCUUUCCGCUAAUCGGUUCUCGCCGGCUCACGGGGAUUCAGACAUCAUCCGUGGGUACCGUAGUGUAUAGCGUGUGUGUACUUACAGUGUGAGGAGCAAACACACGCAGACAGUCUUUGACAGUGAAUGCAAGCAGAAGCAGCAGCUAGCUUGAUCACGACGAAAAUGGAUUUAAAUGCCAUCAUAGAGCAAAUGGAGACGGGAGACCAAGACAGCGCUUUGGCGGCUUUACAGAGCUACAACAAGGAGAUGAACCAGUGCUUUACAUUCAGCAACGAAGAUGAGCGUGACAGAGAGGAAGGAAGCUUACAAAAGCAUCUGGGGGAGUUGGUGCUCGGUUUCCUCAACAGGGAUUUGCAGCCUUCCUGUCUGCUGGCCUGUCUAGAAACUGUUAGAAUUCUGUCCAGAGACAAACAUCGCCUGGAUCCAUUCAUCACCCGCUCAGCUAUGUUAACUCUUGCCCGCUAUGCUGGUAUUGUAGUGGAUAUUACCGCCACACCUGCCCACAGCCAUCUGGUGGAGGGACAAGUGGAGGGUGAAGGAGGAAAUGGGGAAGAGGCAGCAGAAGAGUCCAGUAAGAUGGUUAAGGAAUCCUCCCCUCAUUCAGAAAAUUCAGAUCAGGAAGUGAUUGUUGAGGCCCUCAAGUCCAUCUGUAACAUCCUCCUACACAAUGAGACUGGACAGGUGGUGGCAGCAGAUCUGCAGCUGAUUAAAGGUGUGGCUGAGAGGCUGAAGCAAUGUCACGAUCCCACUUGGAACCAUGAGGUACGUUUCUUUGAUUUGCGCCUCACCUUCCUGCUGACUGCCCUGAGAGUGGAUGUCAGGGCACAGCUGGCUCAGGAGCUUCACGGCAUCAGUCUCCUAGGCAACCAACUGGAUGCCACACUGGAUCUGUGUUGGCCAGAUACACUGGAGACAGCAAGGGCAGGGUUUGAAAGCAUCCCACCUGAAGAACUGCCCCCACUGAGCCGGGAACAGACAGAACGAGCUAUGGAGAUACUGAAAAUACUCUUCAAUGUCACAUUUGACACAUCCAGACGCAAGGUUGAUGAGGAAGAGGCAGCAGAGUACAGACAUUUGGGAGCCAUACUGAGACACUGUCUGCUGAGCCAUGCAGAUGGAGAGGAGCGGACAGAGGAGUUUCACAGCCAUACUGUGAAUUUGCUAGGUAACCUCCCUCUACCUUGUUUGGAUGUACUGUUGAUGCCUAAGGUGCAGCAAGGCUCCAUCGAGUACAUGGGGGUCAACAUGGAUGCUGUCAACAUGCUGCUAGAAUUCAUGGAGAGAAAGCUUGACCGAGGACACAAGCUGAAGGAGACCCUUCUCCCAUCACUGAAUUUGCUGACUGAGAGUGCCCGCAUCCACAGAGAGACCAGGAAGUUCCUCAGGUCAAAAGUCCUGCCUCCGCUGCGUGAUGUGAAAAACAGGCCAGAGGUGGGCAACGCUCUGAGGAACAAAAUAGUUCGUCUUAUGACGCACAUUGACACUGACGUCAAGGACCAUGCUGCUGAAUUCCUCUUUGUUCUCUGCAAAGAAAAUGUUUCAAGGUUCAUCAAGUACACCGGAUACGGAAAUGCUGCAGGUCUGCUGGCUGCCAGAGGACUGCUUAGAGGGGGCAGAGACUCUGGGAUCUACUCUGAGGAUGAGGACUCUGAGACAGAAGAAUACAAAGAGGCCAAAGCCCAUAUAAACCCAAUAACAGGAGUUGUAGAAGAGGAGCAGCCCAAUCCGAUGGAGGGAAUGACAGAAGAGCAAAAAGAAUUGGAAGCUAUGAAGCUGGUCAGCAUGUUUGACAGACUUUCAAGGUGUAAUGUGAUCCAGCCCAUGCAGCUUGGUAUGGAUGGGAAGAUGAGAGAGAUGACUCCAGAUGAUCUGCAUAAAGUGUCCCACAAUCCUUUGGUCCAGCCAGAAGAACCAACUAAUUCAGAAAGUGAGGAUGAUGCCCAGUAAACACAGGAGUUUGAUGGAAGAAACAGAUUGAACCCCUGUGACCCCUAGAUAAUCUGGUUUAUUAAUUUAGACAUUUACAUGUCACACAUGUAUCCUGUUCUACUUUGUUUAUUUUGAUAGAAAAAGAGGAACAGAAAGUUGGGCUUUGUUAGUCAAAUUAAAAACAGCAUUGGGUAAAAUGCUGACCAUUUUCCAGUUGUGUUGAUUAAUGUCUUUCCCUUCCAGACAUUUGUUGCAGUUCAUUUUAGCCCACUAUGAAAACUUAUUGACAUUGUGCACCACUUAAAGAACACCAGAAAGUUUUCAAAAUGGAUUAAGAAUCUUCACAUUCAGUAAAAAAGUGAAGCAGAAAGAGCAUAUGAGCAUUUUCAUUCAGGGUUUUCUGAAGGUCAACAACUGACUCUCUAGCAACAAUCCCCAAAAGCUUCCUACUUACACACAGCAAAUAUCAGCCAUAAAAUAUGUACAAAGCACUUGUAUGGCCCUUUAAAUGGUCAUCUGGUCUAAAUAAAUACAUUUUUUUUCUAAAAACUUAGUUUCUAACAAAGAAGUUAUUUAUUGAGAUAUAAUCCAUGUGCUUGUGUGUGAAGCUACCUGUAGACGUGCAAAUGAUCUUUGAUUAGUCAUCACUAUUUCUCAAUUAACUCCACACACAAUGCUGCAGCCAUUGUGUUGACCUUUCUUUGCUCCAAACUAAACUGAGAAUCUGAACCUCAAACUCCUCAUGAAGGUGGUGUGUGUUUGUCUGGUUCAGAGUCAUCCAUUGUAAUAGGUCUUUUUACCAACAUGUUUAAAAAGAGGGCAGCACAAUCACUGGGUGGGAUCCUUCUGUGUGGAGUUUACAUGUUUUCCCUGUGCAUGCAUGCGUUUUCACCAGGAGCUGCAACUUCCUCCCACAUUCCAAAGGCCUGCUGAGGUUAAAUGGUGAUUCUAAAUUGUCCGUAGGUGUGAAUGUGAGCGUGAUUGUUUUCUCUUUAUGCAGCCCUGUGAUAGACUGGUGACCUGUCCAGGGUGUCCCCCUAAUUUGCCUUCAUCCUAAAUCAGUUGGAUUAGACACCAGGACUCCCGCCACCCCACAGAGGGUUAAGCAGUGUUUAGAUAAUGGAUGAAUGUUUAAAAAAAUUUGAUGAUCACCCAAAUGUAAAAUGACAGUUUGCUGUUUAUCAAACAGAAAUUCAAAUUACAGCAUCAGUAUCAACAUGUCAGUCCGGAUUUGAUUUGUUGAGGUUGGGAGGCGUUCACCUGCAGGACAUCUGCUACCACCCCGAAGUACAAAGACAAACUUUUGAAACUUUGAAAAACUCAUCAGUAAAAUGUCUACAUCCCACUCUAUAUGCUAGUUACCCAGCAUAUGCUGUGCUAUAUGCUGUUACUCAGGAUAAUCCACAGACCUGCAUACAGUGUAAAAAGUCUUUCUUCACAGUGGAAACUAGUCUCUGUCUCUUGGUUGAAGUUGAACUUUGUAGGAAGAUUUUGACAGAAUGUUGGGGCUCUUCAUUAUGAAGCAAGGAUGUGUUAAUUUGCAUACUUUUCAUUAGAGCAGAAGAUAAUGUCGUGCAUGAAGUACAAUGAGCUGCUGGAAGUGAAAUGUAAAACUACAGAUGGAUAAACUACUAUUUUAGACUCAGGAUAAAGCAUUGUUAUGCUAAAUGUCUAUUCUGAAGAACAUAUAAAGUGUAUUUUCCUCUAUAUUGUUGUUUUGUUGCUGAAAGUUCCAUCAUUGACAGUAAAAUUCAAUAAAUAUGUUUAAAUGACA
Messenger RNA from Acanthochromis polyacanthus (spiny chromis), 3714 nucleotides. RefSeq names its product RIC8 guanine nucleotide exchange factor A (gene ric8a). Gene Ontology annotation, cellular component: cytoplasm; plasma membrane. The record is from RefSeq and is a predicted model, not a curated record. Bases 135 to 1958 code for a protein of 607 amino acids. Gene Ontology annotation, molecular function: G-protein alpha-subunit binding; guanyl-nucleotide exchange factor activity. Gene Ontology annotation, biological process: G protein-coupled receptor signaling pathway. The transcript has 15 exons. NCBI's taxonomy places the organism in Eukaryota, Metazoa, Chordata, Actinopteri, Pomacentridae.